CUUAAGUUCAUUUCUUAGAUACCUAAUUAAAGUCACUUCUCAUACCUACUCAAAAGCGCUUAGAGACUACAAAUAACAUCAUCUCAAGAAACUGCCCUUCUAAUGACUUAGAUGGCACUUCUAGCUAAUUCUAUAUUUAUAUUCGUCGCCUCGUAGCCUACCAUUAACGACGUUAAGAAUUAUGGCACAAUCACAAUUAACCGAUGCGGAUACCAUCCGUAUCCUCGUCGCCACCGAUAAUCAUGUGGGUUACGAGGAACGAGAUCCGAUCCGUGGCGAUGACAGCUGGAAGUCAUUCGAUGAGAUUAUGAAUUUAGCCCGGAAAGAAGAUGUUGAUAUGGUACUACUAGCUGGAGACUUAUUCCACGAUAAUAAGCCGUCCAGGAAGGCCAUGUUCCAGGUUAUGCGAUCAUUGAGGAAGAACUGUCUUGGCUUGAAGCCGUGUGAAAUACAGUUCCUGAGCGACGCGAACGAAGUCUUUCAAGGUGCCUUUGGACAUGUCAACUAUGAAGAUCCCGAUAUCAAUAUCUCCAUCCCCGUCUUCUCCAUCCAUGGCAACCAUGACGAUCCUAGCGGCGAAGGUAACUUUUGUUCUCUGGAUCUGCUUCAGGUCGCCGGACUCGUCAACUAUUUUGGGCGUGUGCCUCGAGCAGAUGAUAUCGAAGCUAAGCCAGUUCUACUUCAGAAAGGCAUGACUAAAUUAGCACUUUACGGAUUAAGCAAUGUGCGAGAUGAACGCAUGUUUCGGACAUUCCGUGAUCAUAAUGUCAAGUGGUUUAGACCGAACCAACAAUCAAGCGAUUGGUUCAACCUCCUUGCCGUUCACCAGAAUCAUCAUGCCCACACUGCUACCGGCUAUUUGCCCGAGAAUAUGUUGCCUGAGUGGUUGGAUUUGGUCGUUUGGGGUCACGAACACGAGUGUCUGAUUGAUCCUUCGCAUAAUCCAGAGACUGGCUUCCAUGUUAUGCAACCAGGCUCCUCAGUUGCCACAUCUUUAGUCCCCGGUGAAGCCGUAGCCAAACACGUCGCCGUGGUAAGCAUCACGGGGAGAGAUUUCAAAGUAGAGAAGCAUCGAUUGAAAUCAGUCCGCCCUUUCAUGACUGCCGAGAUCAUCCUAGCAAAUGAUAAGAGAUUUAAAGAUCUAGAUAAGAAGAAAGAAAACCGCCAGGAGCUCACGCGAAAAUUAAUGGACGUAGUCGAGGAAAUGAUCGAAGAAGCUAAUGCCGAGUGGGAAUCUAUUCAGGAGGGUGAUUCUCUAGACGGUGAACGACCUCUGCCCUUAAUUCGUCUAAAGGUAGAAUACACUGCUCCAGAAGGAGGCCAUUACGAUAUCGAAAACCCGCAGCGAUUCUCCAAUCGGUUCCAAGGAAAGGUUGCAAAUACCAACGAUGUUGUAUACUUCUACCGGAAAAAGACGGCGCAGAGGAGAACUGCAAAGGAUACAGAAUUGUCAGAUGAGCUAUUAGCAGCCUUGGACGAUAUAGAGGACAUUAAAGUCGGCAAGCUAGUUGAAGAAUUUUUGUCUGCCCAAGCACAAUCCCUGAAAAUUCUUCCACAAGCACCAUUCGGUGAUGCAGUUAACCAGUUCGUUGACAAAGACGACAAGCAUGCUAUGGAAUCGUUUGUGAGCGAGUCGCUCUCGGAGCAAGUGAGACAGAUGCUACUAUUAGAGGGCAACGAAGCCGACCCUGAAAACAUGUAUACAGCAAUGGGGCACAUUAAACAGAUCCUCGAGACGCAGUAUACUGCAGGCAACAUAAAACAGGCAAAACGACGUAAAUAUAAACCAAAGCCGGACCUUUGGGACUCUGAUCUCGACGGUCAUUGGGAAGAUCAACCCCAGGCAAUCGACCACGAGACAACUACCACUAAGACAACGCCCCAGAUAAGCCAGCCCAAAGGUCGCGGGAGAAAAGCGGCACAGGUUAUAGAGGAUGAGGAUGACGAUAUGGAGGAUGUCGAGCCGCAACCGCCGCCGCCGAAAACAAGGGCAAGAGGUCGGGCAGCAGCUGCUAAACCCAAGGCAACCCCAGCGAAGAAAGCACCCGCCAAAGGCCGAGGUCGUAAAGCGCAGGUGUUCGAACAGUCGGAGGAAGAGGAGGAGGAAGACGUCGUAAUGGAUAACGAUGAUUUUGAUCCCCCGCCACCACCGAAACGCGCUACGACGAGAACUACGACGACGAGGGCGGCAUCUACUAGGUCGUCGCAGACAGCGAAGGCUGUAUCUACUUCUGCUGCGUCUAAAGCGACCCCAAAGCCACGCCAAACGAAAUUGAACUUUUCGCAGAAGGCGUCGCAGCAGGCGUCGCAGCAGGAGCCGUUGGAGAUUAGUGAUGAUGAGAUCUCGGAUGACUUUGAGUCGGUACCGGAGACUAGGACCCGCAGGCGUUGAGGCGACAUGUCGAACAGAAUUUGAUGACUUAUUAAUAUUGUAGUUAAGCCAGAUCCGUGGUAUGUCUAUCUAAUUGGCUACACGAUGUUGCUAUCUGAGAUUGCCUCGAUGUCAACGGACGAAAUCAUCGGUCGGCUAGUUGGUUCUACUUGAUAUGUCUACCUAAGUCAAAUAUCAGAUGGCACAUAUUGAGGCCAGGUGAUGGUGAGCAUUAGGGACAUCGCUUAUAGAGUCAUAGUUCAACUAUGGAGGGGUAUUUAUGUGGCUGCUAAAAGCCGAUAAAUCGAAAAAGGUAUUCCUAAUAAUGACACUACUAUAUAUCCCCUUAGAUGCAACCUCAUACAUCACCGGUAUCUCCCACACUGUAGAUAACUAAGGCAGAAUUACUUCAAGUGGUUCAUGAAAGGGCACGAAUGUAGCUCAGUUAUCAUAGGAAUAUAUCAAGUGCUUCGAAUAAUCAGUUUAUACUUUACUUUAAUAAGCAAUGUUGGAUAAGGA
Messenger RNA from Daldinia decipiens, 2890 nucleotides. RefSeq names its product DNA repair exonuclease. NCBI's taxonomy places the organism in Eukaryota, Fungi, Ascomycota, Sordariomycetes, Xylariales, Hypoxylaceae. The transcript is spliced from 4 exons. Gene Ontology annotation, molecular function: manganese ion binding; 3'-5'-DNA exonuclease activity; DNA endonuclease activity. The record is from RefSeq and is a predicted model, not a curated record. Gene Ontology annotation, cellular component: Mre11 complex; nucleus. The coding region runs from base 182 to 2392 and encodes 736 amino acids. Gene Ontology annotation, biological process: meiotic DNA double-strand break formation; double-strand break repair via nonhomologous end joining; telomere maintenance.